AUGGCGCGGCGGCGACGGCCCCCUCGCCCCGGGGCGCUGGCCGAGCUCCCACCGCUCAAGAUUCUCAGCCAGAUUGCCAUACUCCAGGGGCUCUACUACGCCGGGGCGCUCGUUCUGAUGCUCUUCACCGUGCUGGUCGCGGGGACAAGUUUCAGUAUCGAUCUCGUUUUCGGGUGGGCAGCGGUGCGCGGUGACACCACGCAGGGGUGGCUAAUGGGGUUCAUCUGGGUGCUGGAUGGCGGGUUGUUGAUGUCCCUGGCGAUCGUGAUUCUCAUCGGCCGCUCCAAGCUCGUACUCGAUUUCGCGCUGUCGCUGCACGCGAUACAUUUAUUUAUUGUUACGCUGUAUACUGGGGAACUGCCGCGCUACACAGCAUGGUGGCUUUCCAUGGCGGCAGCGAGUGCCGUCUCGGUUGCGCUGGCGACCUGGGGGUGUCGCUACCGGGAGUUGAAGCCGAUAUCGUUUGGCGGUGGAGGCGCCGCAUCGGCAGCCGGCGGCAACGGGGGAGAGAAUGGCACUGGGGGCGAGGCUGGUGCGGACGGAGAUGAGGAACAGGGUAUGUCGCGUGGAAGGGGGAGAGGAAGGGGGAGAGAUGGCGCGGGCGAGUUCGAGAUGGUCAAUAUGAGUAAUGAGGCUGGCGGGUAG
This is a messenger RNA of Canariomyces notabilis, 645 nucleotides long. RefSeq lists its product as uncharacterized. Bases 1 to 645 code for a protein of 214 amino acids. The transcript has 2 exons. Gene Ontology annotation, biological process: Golgi to plasma membrane protein transport; protein localization to Golgi apparatus; Golgi to endosome transport. Lineage: Eukaryota; Fungi; Ascomycota; Sordariomycetes; Sordariales; Chaetomiaceae. The record is from RefSeq and is a predicted model, not a curated record. Gene Ontology annotation, cellular component: Golgi membrane; trans-Golgi network.